Molecule: messenger RNA, 4553 nt
Organism: Diospyros lotus (date-plum)
Lineage: Eukaryota; Viridiplantae; Streptophyta; Magnoliopsida; Ericales; Ebenaceae
Product: protein FORGETTER 1
Exons: 32
Coding region: 223-3996 (1257 amino acids)
Biological process (GO): regulation of DNA-templated transcription
Cellular component (GO): nucleus
Molecular function (GO): histone binding; chromatin DNA binding
Source: RefSeq, a predicted model, not a curated record
CCAACACCACAAAGUACACCGCAUUUUGCCGCUCUUUAAAUUAAAACCCUCUCCCAAUUUCUUCUAUUCUGCCUUCUCUUCUCCCCCAAUUCCUUCUCUUCUUCAAUUCCUCCCUCCCUCCCUGUCUAUCUAUCUGUCUAUUCUCCUUUGAAAGAUAGAUAUAGAGACAGUAUUUUGGUAUAAAGCUAACUAUUCGCGACGCAAUUCGUGCCGUUUCGAGAAAUGGGGCAGCCAUCGGUGCCGCCUCCUCCACCUUCGGCCCCUACGCCGCCGCCACCGCCACCGCCACCGCCCCCCUCCUCGGCAUCGCUCGCAGCUGGCGCUGGCGGCGGCGGAUGCCAAGUCCGGUGCGCCGGCUGCCAUACGGUCUUGACGGUGGGGCCCGGAUUGACGGAGUUUGUUUGCCCUACCUGCCAAUUACCUCAGAUGCUUCCACCGGAGCUUUUGCGGCCGCCGUCCCUGAGAACCGUGCCGGCUCACGGUAUUGAUCCCACCAAAAUCCAACUCCCUUGCGCGCACUGCAAGGCCAUUCUCAACGUUCCUCACGGGCUCUCUCGCUUCGCUUGCCCUCAGUGCGGUGUCGAACUCGCCGUUGAUGUCUCCAAAUUGAAGCAGUUCUUGCCUCUUCAUCCUCCACCGCCUCCUCCACCCCCUGCCGAAGAAGUCAACGAGGUAGCAAUUGAAGUGGAACGAGAAGAAGAUGAAGGUGGCACAGCAGGGGAAACAUUUACAGACUAUUGCCCUUCGAGAUUAUCUAUUGGUCCACCCCAUCCAGAUCCUAUAGUGGAGACAUCUUCCUUAUCUGCGGUCCAUCCACCUGAACCAACAUAUGAUCUUAAAAUCAAAGAUGACCUAGAAAGUUCAAAAGCAUUGUCAUGCUUGCAGAUUGAGACAUUGAUUUAUGCUAGCCAGAGGCACCUUCAGCACCUUCAGAAUGGUGCCAGGGCUGGAUUUUUUGUUGGAGAUGGAGCAGGUGUAGGCAAAGGAAGAACAGUUGCAGGGUUGAUCUGGGAGAACUGGCACCAUGGGAGGAAGAAAGCAGUGUGGAUUUCAGUUGGCUCAGACUUGAAGUUUGAUGCUAGGAGAGACUUGGAUGAUGUUGGUGCAAUGUGUAUGGAAGUGCAUGCUCUGAACAAGCUGCCUUAUUCUAAACUUGACUCAAAGGCUGUGGGGGUUAGGGAGGGAGUUAUUUUCUCCACAUACAGUAGCCUUAUAGCAUCUUCUGAGAAAGGUCGUACUAGAUUGCAGCAACUUGUGCAGUGGUGUGGACCAGAAUAUGACGGUCUUCUCAUAUUUGAUGAGUGCCACAAAGCCAAAAAUUUGGUGCCUGAAGCUGGAGGGCAACCAACACGAACAGGUGAAGCAGUUCUGGAGAUUCAGGAUCGACUUCCUGAAGCUCGUGUUGUUUAUUGCUCAGCAACUGGUGCUUCAGAACCUCGCAACAUGGGCUAUAUGGUUCGACUUGGUCUUUGGGGAUCUGGAACAUAUUUUCCAAAUUUCCAAAACUUUUUAGGUGCUCUAGAAAAAGGAGGUGUUGGAGCAUUAGAACUUGUGGCCAUGGACAUGAAAGCAAGAGGGAUGUAUGUAUGUCGGACACUUAGCUAUAAAGGGGCAGAGUUUGAAGUUGUUGAAGCACCAUUAGAGGCCAAAAUGGUGGAUAUGUAUAAAAAAGCUACAGAGUUUUGGGCAGAGUUGCGAGUGGAAUUGCUGUCAGCAAGUACAUAUAUUUCCAUUGAGAAGCAAGUGUGGCGAUUAUACUGGGCAAACCAUCAGCGUUUCUUUAGGCACAUGUGUAUGUCGGCAAAGGUGCCUACUAUUGUGAAACUUGCUAAACAAGCAUUGAUGGAAAAUAAAUGUGUGGUGAUUGGCCUCCAGAGUACUGGGGAGGCGCGGACUGAGGAAGCUGUGACGAAAUAUGGUACUGAACUUGAUGACUUUAUUUCGGGGCCUCGUGAGCUGUUGCUGAAAUUUGUUGAAGAUAACUAUCCUUUGCCUGAUAAGCCUGAAUCCCUUUCAGGAGAGGAAAGUGUCAAGGAACUUCAGCGAAAGAGGCAUGUAGCAACACCUGGGGUUUCAUUCAAAGGCAGAGUCAGGAAAGUUGCUAAAUGGGAGGGUCCAAGUGAUGCUGAAAGUAAUGAAGAAUCUGAAUCUGACUCUGAAAAUGAAUCUACUGAAUCUGAUGAUGAAUUUCAGUUCUGUGAAAUUUGCAAUUCUGAAGAGGAAAGGAAAAUGUUGCUCCAAUGUUCCUGCUGUGGUCAUCAUGCUCAUCCUGCUUGUUUAGUCCCUCCUUUGCUAAAUACGGUUUCUGGUGAUUGGUCCUGCCAUUCUUGCAAGGAGAAGACUGAUGAAUAUCUUGAAGCGAAACAUGCCUAUGUAGUAGAGUUGUUGAAAAGGUAUGAAGGAGCUUCGGAGCGCAAGUCAAAAAUUCUUGAGAUAAUUCGCUCUCUGGAUCUCCCAAAUAAUCCGUUAGAUGACAUUAUUGAUCAGCUUGGAGGGCCUGAUAAAGUUGCAGAAAUCACGGGGAGACGAGGCAUGCUUGUGAGGGCCUCUGACGGAAAAGGCGUCACUUAUCAGCCCCGCAACACCAAGGAUGUGACCAUGGAAAUGGUCAACAUGCAUGAGAAGCAGCUCUUCAUGGAUGGUAUGAAACUGAUUGCAAUCAUUUCUGAAGCUGGUUCUGCUGGUGUUUCUUUGCAAGCAGAUAGAAGGGUGGCAAAUCAGAGAAGAAGAGUGCAUUUAACUCUAGAAUUGCCUUGGAGCGCUGACCGAGCCAUUCAACAAUUUGGAAGAACUCAUCGAUCAAAUCAAGCUUCUGCACCUCAGUACAGGCUACUCUUUACUAAUCUUGGAGGUGAGCGCCGAUUUGCGUCCAUUGUUGCCAAGAGAUUACAGUCUCUUGGAGCAUUAACACAGGGAGACCGUAGGGCUGGACCAUCUUUAAGUGCUUAUAAUUAUGACAGUUAUUAUGGGAAAAAGGCUCUGACGGUGUUUUAUAGAGGAAUCAUGGAGCAGGAUCCUUUUCCAGUUCUACCUCCAGGUUGUUCAUCUGACAAUCCAGAUACUAUUCAAGAGUUCAUUCUCAAGGGAAAAGCUGCUCUUGUCUCCGUUGGAAUUGUUAGAGACUCUGUUUUAGGUACUGGGAAGGAGUUGGGGAAGAUUACUGGGCGCAUUGUGGACUCGGACAUGCAUGAUGUGGCACGUUUCCUCAAUCGGCUACUGGGGCUGCCUCCGGAAAUUCAGAAUAGGCUCUUUGAGUUAUUUGUGAACAUUCUUGAGCUUAUAAUUCAGAAUGCACGUAUAGAGGGCCACUUUGACUCUGGCAUUGUUGACGUGAAAGCUAACAUUAUUGAACUACAAGGGUCUCCAAAGACUGUUUAUGUUGAUAAUAUGUCUGGGGCGUCCACUGUACUAUUUACUUUAAAGUUGGAUCGUGGCAUCGCAUGGGAGUCUGCCUCUGCCUUGCUUGAUGAGAAGCAAAAAGAUGUGCUUGGUUCACCUAGUGCUGGAUUUUAUGAGUCUAAAAGGGAAUGGCUGGGAAGAAGACACUUCGUUUUAGCAUUUGAAGGUUCUGCUUCUGGAAUGUACAAGAUAUUCCGCCCUACUGUCGGUGAGGCACUAAGGGAGAUGCCUCUAGUGGAACUCAAUAACAAGUAUAGAAAAAUUUCUUCACUAGAGAAAGCUCAUAAUGGAUGGGAGGAUGAAUAUGAAGUUUCAUCGAAGCAGUGCAUGCAUGGCCCCAAUUGUAAGCUCGGCAACCAUUGUACAGUUGGCAGGCGUCUUCAGGAAGUAAAUGUCCUCGGCGGCCUCAUACUUCCUGUCUGGGGCACUAUAGAGAAGGCCCUAGCUAAACAGGCCCGCCAAAGCCAUAAACGAGUUAGAGUGGUGCGUGUAGAGACAACCACUGACAAUCGUAGAAUCGUUGGGCUUCUCAUUCCAAAUGCAGCAGUUCAAUCUGUGCUUCAAGAUUUAGCAUGGGUUGAGGAUAUUGAAGAUUGAGUACAGGGAGAGUACAGAAAUCGUUUUUUGUUCCAACUGAAGACUGGCACCCAUUUUGUUAAUACAUGGUAUGGAUAAGCUCACCCCCUCCCCACCCAAUUUAUAACAGAACAGAACAGACCAGCAUUGAACAUACAUAUAGAGUGAAAGGAAAAUAGUUGAAGCUGGAACCUUUUGGGACAAGUGUCCAAGUGAAGAACGGAAUAGAAAGAGAAACGCUCUCAUUCUCCAUGUGCAGGCUCAUUACUGUGAGCGCGUAUUUAUCUUUUGAUCCAAUUUUUUGACUUCAUAUAUAUAUAUAUAUAUAUAUAUAUUUGUCUUACUAGCUGCUAGACUAAAUCAGGGAAGCCAUUUUGCAUUUACUUUGUUUCACCAUUCCAAAACAUGUAUCCCAAUUACAAUGCUUAUCCCCUCCCCCCCGGUUGUAUAGCUGAAGUAUAGAGUCGCCUUCGGUUCAAAAUUCUGUACACACACCCAAUAUGGUUUAUGUGUCAGAAUUUACUGAUUAUACACCCAACCACAGAGGAUGGUUCUUCAAUUGCACUAAACAAACCAAA